This is a messenger RNA of Encephalitozoon cuniculi GB-M1, 288 nucleotides long. RefSeq names its product negative cofactor 2 transcription regulator complex subunit BUR6. The record is from RefSeq and is marked provisional. The transcript has a single exon. Gene Ontology annotation, biological process: positive regulation of transcription by RNA polymerase II; transcription by RNA polymerase II; negative regulation of transcription by RNA polymerase II. The coding region runs from base 1 to 288 and encodes 95 amino acids. NCBI's taxonomy places the organism in Eukaryota, Fungi, Microsporidia, Unikaryonidae. Gene Ontology annotation, molecular function: core promoter sequence-specific DNA binding; RNA polymerase II general transcription initiation factor activity; protein heterodimerization activity. Gene Ontology annotation, cellular component: nucleus; negative cofactor 2 complex.
AUGCCCAAGCAGGAAUCCCAAAAGAAGAAGCUGACGAGAUUUCCGAUAUCAAGGUUGAAGAGGAUAAUGCAGUUGAACGAGGACAUAGGGAAGAUAGGUGCCUCUGUGCCUGUUGUUGCGAGCAAGGCCAUUGAAAUGUUUCUCACAGAAAUAGUAGGGCUUACACUUAAGGAGGCCCGGAAAAAGAGCUCCUCAAGGAUGUCGUCUGAGUUUAUUAUCAGAGCUACGGAGUCUGACCCGAAGUUUGCGUUUCUCAAGAACAUGGAGCAAUUCAAAAACAGAGAGUAG